Molecule: messenger RNA, 857 nt
Organism: Phanerochaete carnosa HHB-10118-sp
Lineage: Eukaryota; Fungi; Basidiomycota; Agaricomycetes; Polyporales; Phanerochaetaceae
Exons: 5
Coding region: 16-804 (262 amino acids)
Cellular component (GO): nucleolus; small-subunit processome
Molecular function (GO): small ribosomal subunit rRNA binding
Source: RefSeq, a predicted model, not a curated record
GCGUACAGGAAGCUUAUGCAAGCAUACUCGCUUGCCUUUGGCUUUAGACAGCCAUACCAAGCGCUGGUGGAUUCGCUUAUGUGCAAAGAUGCGAUGGACCAUAAGCUAGAUCUGGUUAAACAACUAGGAAUUGUGCUUCAGGGCACUGUCAAGCCCAUGAUCACACAGUGUUGCAUACAUGAGCUCUAUCUACAAGGAAAGGUGAUACAACCCGCUGUCGAUCUCGCGAAGACAUUUGAGCGCAGAAAAUGCAACCACAUGGAACCUAUCCCGGGCGACGACUGCAUCGCAAAUGUGGUCGGCGAUAAGAACAAGCACCGGUAUAUAAUUGUCACGCAAUCGCAGCAUCUGCGGGCGAAGCUGCGGGAAAUCCCUGCCGUUCCAGUCGUACACAUAAACCGUUCCGUCAUGAUUUUGGAACCCAUGAGUGAGGCUAGUGUACAGGCAAAGGAAAAGGCCGAGCAGCAGCAGAUGCUUCCGUCUGCCUUGGAGACCGCCAAGGUGGCCCAAUCAAAACCAGCAGAAGAGCCUCCUCGCAAAAAGCGGAAGGGACCGAAAGGACCGAAUCCCCUUAGCGUCAAGAAAAAGAAGGUUAAACGACCUCCUGCUCCUUUACCGAAAAGACCUGCCACCGAAGAUACAGACAAGGUUGGCGGAAAGAGAAAACGAGUGGAGGCUGGUCAGUCAGAGCACGCGAAUGCUAGCUCAGGUUCUGGACACGACAGAAAGCGUCGUCGGAACGGUGCAUCGACGACUGUAGUUAGUGCCGUGAGGGACAAGGGUGCACCUGAUGGCGAGGAUUGAUCCGGCGGCAUCAGAGUACGCGUCUACCCACUAUGGCAUGUACGGAACACACA